Molecule: messenger RNA, 2650 nt
Organism: Musa acuminata AAA Group (dessert banana)
Lineage: Eukaryota; Viridiplantae; Streptophyta; Magnoliopsida; Zingiberales; Musaceae
Product: GTPase activating protein 1-like
Exons: 8
Coding region: 1962-2462 (166 amino acids)
Source: RefSeq, a predicted model, not a curated record
CCCGAGUCAGAGGGCUCUGACCUCGCCUUUCCUCGCUCUUCCCGUGAUCGACAUGUCGAACACGAUGGAGGACUCCGGCGCCAUUCUUCGCGAGAUAUCCUCUUUUAAGGACAUGCUCGACCAGGAAGCAAAACUGACAAGCUAUUUUCGAGAUAGUAAUGGAUUGUUCUGAAUGGUGUUCGGUAGGUCAAUGAAGAGAUUGAGAAGAAUAUUCAGAGGACAAGAGAAAUUGAGUCAGAAAUUUUAAAGCUUUCUGAAAUUGAAGAUGGUCAUAUCAUGAGGGAAUGUGAGUUGUCAAAGAUCAUAACAAUUAGGGGUUUUGAGCUUGAAGCUUCAAUCCAAGUAGCUGCCAUUUCAAGGGCCUCUGCAGAAUCAAUGGAAAGGGAAUCAGGAUCUCUAAAGAUUAACCGUGAUAUCAUUGAGAAAAGAAUUUAUGAUAAAAGGGAAAAGUUCAUUCUUCAAUGUUGUGAAUUUCAAGAUGAUAUGACAAUUGCGAAAAAUAACGAAUUAAGUCGCCUUUUAUCAGAAAAAAAGGCACUUGAAAAUGAGAAACAAACUGUGACUAAGAAAAUGACUGCCCUAGAAAAUUCUACUGAGGAACUUAUUGAAGAGAUUCUUCAAGAAAUUCACAAGUCUAAUUCAGAAAAUCGUUAUCAAGACUGUCGCUAAUCAAACUAAGACUCAAAUACAUAUUGGUUAAAGCUAAAGACGGUUCACGUUGCACGAGCCACAAGAUGAGAGUACUGGAUCCUUAUUCUGGUUCAUUCGCAAGCUUACAGCUUAUUUGGACUGUGAGUCAUAUGAUGGGUGAUGGUUUUUGCCCACCAGAGAGAUAGGAUUGUUCUCUUCGUUGGUCCACAACUUGAAAACACAACAUUACAUGACCAUUGGAUGCUGAGAUACAUAAUCAAAGAUCAGAAUACAUGGGAGUGAUCGAUGACAUCAAUGAUUUGAGGAUUCUGUUAGGAUCCAUCAGUUCGUUUGAAGAUUCUUAAAUUUCAGCAACCAUGUUUCCCCUCAAGUCACAUGCUUUGAGCAAAAUUUAAUGCACAAGGAAGGCUGCAAGUUUCUUUUUGUUCUUCAAAGAAUUGGUUCAGUUUGAAGAUUUUUUUCUUCCGGUGCUUCUUUCUUCUACAAGCUAGUUUUUUCUUCAGUGGCAUUGUAUCGACGGGCAGCCAUGGUCCAUUAUAUUUUUCAGAAGAUGGUACUCUUUGCUUACAGAAAACAAUUGAUCUACAGAUAUUGUCACUAAACCAAUAACAUGCUCUAUGAAGGAUAAAUGCAUCUCUGUAUGUGGUUCCUAUUCUAAAAAUUGAACAAUUAGCACCGAUCAAGUAUUUUUGUGCCGCCAUGAGUUUGCUAUGAUUUAAAGAUGUCAUUGGCUUUUCUUCCAAUUAUCUCAUAUUUUCAUGGACCAGCCAUUGCUUCAUGAUGAACAAAAUAUCCCGUGGCUUUCAGCAUGAUAAAUAGAUUUUUCAUAAUUUUCUUCUCUUCUUUUACGUCGGAUGUCUGCAACUUAUCAGGCUAUUCAUUCUUGUUCAUGACAACUUUUUGCGAAGAUUCAUUUAUACUCUGUUAGAAUGUUUCAAUUUGAACUGUAUUUUUUUUGUUUUCAGAAUUUGAAAGCGGAAACUGAAGGGCAAUGAACUGUAGGAAGAACUUGGAUAUUGUAUAUUGAGAUUUAGACAUAUUGUUGUAUUACAUUUAUUUCUUCCUGUGCUAUAAUUUUUUUAUUAUUGUACAGAUAACAAAAUGAGUAUUAUAUAUAUAUAUAUAUAUAUAUAUAUAUAUAUAUAUAUAUAUAAGAGACUGAAGCAUCAUAACGUGCGUUGCAGUAGUAUUCUUUUUUGCUGGCACGUUUCUGCCACCUCCUUUGUUUCGUUCUCUUCCUCUAUAUGAGCAGCUCGACUCUUGCUGUGGUGGGAGACCGAUAGCGGCUUGGGAGGAGGAGGAGGGGCGUGAUGGUGGAGCACUUGCUGGGGCUGCUGAGGGUGCGGGUGGCGAGAGGCGUAAACCUCGCCGUGCGAGAUGUCACCACCAGCGACCCUUACGUCGUCCUCCGAAUGGGCAAACAGAAAUUGAAGACCAGAGUAAUAAAAAAGAAUACUAAUCCUGUUUGGAACGAAGACUUGACACUCUGCAUCGAGGAUCCUUCACUUCCAGUCAGGCUUCAAGUGUUCGACAAGGACCGGUUCACCAAGGAUGACGCCAUGGGCCAUGCGGAGUUCGACAUCCGCCCAUUUCUGGAGGCCGUGAAAAUGAACCCGCAAGGCGUUCCCGAGGGCACCAUAAUACGGAAGGUGGUGCCCUGCAGACAGAACUGCUUGGCGGAAGAGAGCGUUGUGCGCUGGUGCCAUGGGCAGGUGACUCAAGACCUCGCUCUCAGGCUCAAAGAUGUGGAACGAGGUGAAGUCGAGCUGCAGCUGCAGUGGGUCGACAUUCCAGGUGCCAAGGGCUUGUAGAACCCUUCCUCUGCUCUGUAGAGCACUUGCCAUCCGAUCGCCACCACACCUGCGUUCUGUUGUUCUGCCUUACUAUGUAUCUCCUUAAUUUCUCCUACAGAUCCUUCUCCAUACUUUGCCUUGUUGAUCUGCUACUGAGGUAAAUGUACAGAUUUCUGGGUGAAACAAUGCUCAGCCUGAGCUAUGAA